Aphis gossypii (cotton aphid) is the source of this 2016-nucleotide messenger RNA. RefSeq lists its product as uncharacterized. The coding region runs from base 1 to 2016 and encodes 671 amino acids. The transcript has a single exon. The record is from RefSeq and is a predicted model, not a curated record. NCBI's taxonomy places the organism in Eukaryota, Metazoa, Arthropoda, Insecta, Hemiptera, Aphididae.
AUGGGUAAGCCACAAUACUUACAAAAGUUUCGUAAAGAAUGGCUUCAAGACAAAGACUUAAAAAAUUGGUUACUUGAAAUUGAUACAAAUUCCUCUAAAGCCAGAUGUAAGUAUUGCAAAACUGAAAUUAAUGCCAAGCGGUUUGAUUUGUUGAUGCAUGCUAAAUCAAAAAAACAUUUAAAUGCUGUUGGAGUGGUGUCGACGUCUAAGUCAAUUUCAACAUAUGUUAAAGAUUCAGUAGCCUCAAAUGCAGCUGCAGGGAGUUUAAGUUUAUUUAUUGCUGCUCAUUGUUCGAUAUUAUCUGUGGAUCACUUAGGAGUACUUUGUGCAAAACAGUUUAAAACUAGUGAAGCAGCCUUAAAUUUAUCAUUGCACAGAACAAAAUGUACUGCUAUAAUAAAUUCGGUUUUAGCCUCACAUUUUGUGUCAAAUCUGAAGCAAAGUAUUGGUGAUAGUUACUAUAGUAUUUUAAUUGAUGAAUCAACAGACAUAAGUGUGAACAAAUUUUUAGGUAUAACUAUUAUGUUUUUACACAGAGAAAUUGGUGAAGUUGUAUCAACUUACUUAAGUUUAGUUGAAAUAGAAGCUUGUGAUGCACAAACAAUAACAAAUACUAUUAAACAAACACUUAUAAAUAAAGGGCUGCCAUUAAACAAAUUAGUAGGCAUUGGAACUGAUAAUGCAUCAGUGAUGAUUGGAGUGAAUAAUGGGGUAUAUAAGAAGCUAAAAGUUGAUGUUCCUUCACUUAUAUUAGUACCAUGUGUUUGUCACUCUCUUCAGUUAGCUGUGUCAGCAGCUGCAGCUGAAUCAUUUCCCAGACAUAUUGAUUUUUUAAUAAAGGAAACUUUUAAUUGGUUUGCUCAUUCGUCAUUAAGACAAAAUGAGUAUAAAACUUUGUAUAAAACAAUAAACGAUGGUCAUGAUCCUCUCAAGAUUGUAAAGUCUUGUGGUACUAGAUGGUUGUCAGUAGAAUCCGCUAUAAGUAGAAUUUUGGAUCAAUGGCUGGAAUUGAAAACAUUAUUUAAUAUAGUUGGAUUUAAAGAACGUUGCUACACCGCUGAAGUUCUGUAUAAUAUAUAUAAUGAUGAAACAAAUUUGGCUUACUUACAUUUUUUAAAACCUAUUUUAUAUGAGGUACAGUUGGUAAACAAAUCGUUUGAAUCAAAUUCAGCAGAUUUAACAAAAUUAUUAUCAGAUUUGACCAAUUUAGUAAAGUCAGUUGGAAAAAAAUUAGUAAGUCCAACAUGUAGAGAAAGUUUAUUGUCAUGUAAAAACAUUGAAAGUUUUGUAUGUUCUAAACCAUACUUGGGAUAUAUGUUUGAAAAUAAAAUUAAAGAUACGAAAAUGGAUUCAAAUGCAGAAAUGCAAUUAAGAAAUCGAUGUCAAAAGUUUUUAAUAUUACUUUUUAAACAGCUUCAACAAAGACUUCCCCAUAACAUUCAGAUUCUUGAAAAUAUUUCAGUUCUUUCAAUAAAAAACACUCUAAGUCUAAUAAAAGAACCAAUCAUACCAUUAACUAACCUAAUGCAAUUAGAAAAUGAUCAAAUAAGUAAAAUUGAAGUUCAGUGGAACAAUAUUUUAAAUGUAAAAUGGAUUGAACAUACAAACACUCAAAAGUUUUGGAGCGAAGUUUCAAAUUAUCGUGAUGCAUCUGGAUCAAAUCCAUUCUCAGAACUAAGUGAAUUUGCUACAAGAUUGCUCGUGUUGCCUUGGUCUAAUGCCGAAGUGGAGCGACUUUUUAGUCAAAUGAACUUAGUAAAGACAAAGAUCCGUAACAAGAUAGGUACAAGGCUAUUAGAUUCACUUCUUACAAUAAGAGCCGGAUUACGGAGACACAAAAAAUGUUGUUCGGAUUAUGAGUUACCUUAUGCCGUAUUAAAACAGAUUGGUAAACAGGAAAUGUACCAAAAACAAAAUAUACCAACAUCUUUUAAUUCAAUACAAUCUAGUUUUUCAACUAUUCACAUCUCUGAAAACAACGAAGAAGUUAUAAUUGAUGACCCUAGUUGGUUUUAA